Molecule: messenger RNA, 1072 nt
Organism: Humulus lupulus (European hop)
Lineage: Eukaryota; Viridiplantae; Streptophyta; Magnoliopsida; Rosales; Cannabaceae
Exons: 3
Coding region: 20-805 (261 amino acids)
Molecular function (GO): zinc ion binding
Source: RefSeq, a predicted model, not a curated record
GAUUGACUUUGAGUUUUAUAUGCGCCAAAUGGAGUCAAUCAAACCAAGAAUUCGUGAAUAUCUUCUUCAAGUUGGAUAUGAGAAAUGGGCUAGAUCAUAUUCUACUAGAAGAAGAUACACCAUUAUGACCUCAAAUAUAUCUGAAAGCUUAAAUUCUGUUUGGAAAGAAGCUAGAGACUUUCCUGUUGUAGCUUUAUUGGAAAAUUUAAGGCAAAAGGUUCAAAAUUGGUUUGAUACACGUCGUUUGGAAGCAGCAAGCACAUUUACAAGGUUGUCAAAAUGGGCAGAAGACCAGCUUGUUGAGCAAAAUCGUCUAGGUAGAACUAUGAAUGUAUACUCUGUUGGUCAUCAAAUUUACCAAGUUGUUGAUGGUAACUUAGAAUUUGUUGUUGAAAUUCUAAAGCGCAGUUGCACUUGUUGCAAGUGGGACUUAGAUGAAAUCCCUUGCUCGCAUGCAUGUGCUGCCAUAAGAAAAGCAAACUUGUGCCAUUAUACUUAUGUCUCUGACUUUUACAUGAAGGAUGCUUUUGUGAGCACAUAUAAUGGAAUAAUCCAUCCAGUGGGAAGUCAAAAGUUUUGGGAUAUUCCUGAUAUUGUCAAAGAUCAUGUUGUGCUGCCACCCAUUGUAAGGAGAAGAGCUGGCAGACCAAAAAAGAAGAGGAUUCCUUCGGCUGGUGAAAAAAGGAGGCAAAUCAAGUGUGGUAGGUGCAAUGAAAAUGGACACAAUCGUAAAAGAUGUAGAAAUGCUAUUCAUGUGAAGAUGAAAUCUAUGAAGAGGCUGAAAUCUUGUGUUCAUCCUCAAUAAACAUUCACUUUAGUUUUACCACUUUUAGUUUACUAUUUGUUGGAUUUGGAACAUCAGGAUGUUUUCCACUAAUAAUUUGGGUAUAUUCAAUUGGUUAUAGGUCAUGUUAGAAAUAUGAGUGUGUUCAAUUAAUUGAUGACAUUUAUCUUUGAAAGUGUUAUAUCUCAAUUAGAUUUGAUGUUUCAAAUACAUUAUGGUAUCUUCUGUAAUCAAAUUUAAAAUGGUAUAUAAGUUUAAAAGUAUAUUUGUUUUUUGAACUAUUGUAUA